Molecule: messenger RNA, 1920 nt
Organism: Cucurbitaria berberidis CBS 394.84
Lineage: Eukaryota; Fungi; Ascomycota; Dothideomycetes; Pleosporales; Cucurbitariaceae
Exons: 1
Coding region: 1-1920 (639 amino acids)
Source: RefSeq, a predicted model, not a curated record
AUGGAGCAGCAAGGAGAGUUUGUCCCACCCCCAUUCCCACCACCCACAAUCGAUUCAAUGAUGUCUCAAGACGAAGGUAUCGAGGUCUCAGAUGAGCCACAACCUCUACAUCAGUCGCCAUCCGCGGUGUACUCGCAGGACGCCUCCAUGCAAGCUCCCGCCUCAAACAAUCUCGCAAACUCGAGCUGGUCGCAGGAACAGGACUGGAGCACCGCACCCGACUCUCAAAUGAUCGAUCCGCAUUAUCUAGCGAGCAACGACUACGAGGUUCCCACCGCGCCCUCGACUCCUACUCCCGGCUCAGAAUCUCCAGAUAAUCAUCUACCAAAUCAACCGCCAGGUCCAUCCUCCACGGCUCAAUCUAUGGUAUCGAAUCUCCUAGAAGAACUUGAGAAUUCUCCGAUGAACUAUAUCCGAGCACAUGAGCCUAAAUGUGCCUUGUGCUAUUGUAACUUCACCUGGUUCGGCGAUCACGAAAAGCAGAUUGCGCAUAUCAACGAGUGCUGGGACGAUAUGGUCGAGGACGCCGAAGAAGCUAGGAGCUCCAAGCCCCGUCUACUUCCACAUACUCGUACGACCAUUGAAGGAUUCGAAAUGAUACGCCUUACGCAGCCCGUCAUGGUAUCGAAGCCACAGUUCAAGCAGCCCAGUACUAUCACAGUCACCAGCAACCCUCGCACGACCUGCGUCCUCUGCCCAUCCAACCUGAGCUACCUAGACACCAUUGACGCCUUCCACCACCGCGCAGUGUGCAUCAAUACACUCCAGCCUCUCUUGUGCUCUAUCUGCCACGCGGCGUUCACCACGCCCCGACUCUUGAGCAAGCAAGAGAUAAUCGAGCAUCUCUACAGCUGCCAGAACGGCGGCAACCUGAGCAAAGAGGCCGUCGACUACUACGAAUGUCUUGUCGCUGCAUGGUGCGGCAGGAACGAAGUUGUGGAGCGCCUUCUCAACCGGACUUUCGGGGCGAAGAAAGGCUGGGGCCACCGAGAUCAUCGACAGGACUAUAGAUGCAAGCAAGCAAAAGGCCGCGCGAAGGAUAAGCUGAACUAUGCUUUAGAGGUCACUCCGCUUCGAAGCUCGAUGAGUAUGGCUGGCGCGGGGCAAGUGCAGCUUACUACUGUUAAGCAAGGACUGCUUCCGGGGUCUAUCAGCAUCAGUCGGUUCCGCCGAAGCGCGUUCUCGGUGCUAAAGAUGCCUACCUUUGCGAGGAUUCGUGAGGGCUACCAAGAUGAGAAGGUCAUUCGUACGGUAGUGACUGCUGCCACAUUGUUCGCGCCUGGCUAUGUUGCAGCGACGCAUGAUUUCAAGCAUGAUUUCAAGCGUCAGCGUCGCGGUGGACCUUCAAAGGCCAGGUCUAAUCGUACUAGUGCGUUCACCGAGUCUCUCCAGUUCGACGGCGCGAAUGAUGCAGUACUGCCCGAGGCUGGCACCGAGUCCAGCGUUGCGGCCUCGAGUAACAACACAAACACGCAUGAAACAACGGGUGGCCUUCGACCUCCGCCUGAUAUCGACUCAUCGGCCACGUCUACUGCAGAUUUGCAAACAGCUCCGGGAGAGCUUUACAACUCCGCUUCUCUAUCGUCUGCGGCAGGGCUUGAUGCCAUAUCGCCUACUCCAGCACAGUGGCUGGCAUCUCUCCACCGCUCCGAACGCGACGAGCCACAGUCAAGGCUCCUAGACAUCUUCCUAGCAUCUGAUGAAGCGUCGCCCGUGAUACUACCACGUAGCGUUCGUCGGCCACCAGGACUUACUUUCCCUUGUAUCCCGGCUGAAGGGGAUGAAGAGGAGUCAGGGAAUGCCCUGGUUUCGUUUGCCUCCGUCGAAUCGAAUACAGCAUCAGUUAGAAACUUUGGUUCGUCUUCAUUGCCUCACUGGCGAAAUUCAAUCACGUUUCUCUGUCCGGACGAGCUUGGAUAG